Molecule: messenger RNA, 267 nt
Organism: Talaromyces marneffei
Lineage: Eukaryota; Fungi; Ascomycota; Eurotiomycetes; Eurotiales; Trichocomaceae
Exons: 3
Coding region: 1-267 (88 amino acids)
Source: RefSeq, a predicted model, not a curated record
AUGUCUGACACCGGUCGCAAGGAUUUCUCUACCAAGGCCAAGGAGGAGUUGACUCCUGACUUCGCCAAGUCCACCCAGCAGAAGGUCAAGGAGACCGUCACCGAUACCGCCGACCGCUUCGCUCGUGGUGCCCAACCCGAUGAGAGCAAGUCCGGCGUCCAGGAGACUUUCGACAAGGCCCAGCGCAGCUACGACAACGUUGUCAACGGCGGUGCCUCCAACACCAUUGGUGACAAGAUCAAGGACACCUUUGGCUGGAACAAAUAG